UGCAGUUAGUAUUGGUGUGGCGCGCGUGCGCACAGCAUGAGAGACAGUGUGUGUGAGGGACCAGGACGGGCCACCCAGCCUCUCUCUCUCUCUCUUCUCUCCUCUCUCUCUCUCUCUUACUACUGUAAGACAAGUACCAGCCUCCAUCACACACUACAACAUGACUCUGAACCCGCAGUACCAGCAGAUAGGGGAGACCUUCGUCAAGCAGUACUAUGCUAUCUUUGACGGCGAGAGGGAGGGCAGGGAAAAGCUGGUCAACUUUUAUCACGCGGAGCUCUCGUUAAUGUCAUUUGAAGGAGUUCAAGUUCAAGGAGCUGUGCAGAUUUUGGGGACACAACUUGCUGCUCAUUUGUCACAACCAUAUCCAAACACCAGUAUCAACAAGCAAGAGAGCAAGGAAUUUAGGAAUUUGUCGUUUACAAAAAUUGCUCGUGCUAUCACCACAGUUGACUGCCAGCCCACCUUUGAUGGGGGAGUCUUGGUUAACAUUUUAGGCCAGCUUAAGAUGGAUGAGGACCCGGUUCAUGGAUUCUCUCAGACGUUUGUUCUCAAACCAAUGAAUGAAUCCUUCUACAUCCAGCAUGACUCUUUCCGUCUCGUCAUUCAUAACCACUAGAUCAUCGCUUUUUUGUCAAUCACAUGACCAUGGACAUCAGCUAGUGAAUCAUCAUUUCCAACCACAGGCUAUCAAUCAAAUUAAACUAUAAUCAUGAGUGCAUGAGUGACAAAUAUGAAUUGGAAGCCAUUUGUAGGAAUCAUGCAGUAUGAUGAGAACAUGUUUUAUGCAAGACAUGCUUAUGGCUCUUGUAAUAGACUUAAUUUGUCUGAGAAAUACUUAACAUUCUUUUGAAGAAAGAUUGCACAAUGCGUGUGCAGUUUCCCUCUGUAACUACUGCAUCAGCCAACUUGAAAAGCAGUACUUGUGAAUACAGGAAAAUAAGAUGUUUAAUGGAUGAACAUGAGUACACAAAUUGAUCUGCUAAUUACAUUCUAAGGUUUGCAAAUGGCAUUUCCAAGAAGUUACUACAAGGCAGUCACAUUGUGAAUAUUGUCACCGAACUCAUACGCUUAAAUAAUGUCCCAGAAACGGGAACUUAUUGCUUUUGUUAUAUGGUGCAGAUGCAAGUUUGGGAACAGCUAACUGAGAUACAUUUUGGGUGGCACUUUCUUGGCUGUAUCUGUGUUAAGAUUGCUUAAUAUGCUGUUUCAUAAGUUUCUCUAAAAUUUUGAAUGAGUAAUGCCACUUGCUAGGUUAAGGAUUGCUGUUACUGAUUUGACAUUUUUUUUGAUGCACACAAACACUUAAAACAUAUCGUUGGAGAGGACAGUAUGAGCCUCAAAUUGGUUUAAAGGCUAAUGAUGAGUGAUUUCCUCAGUACUAAUUAGUUUUAACACAAUAUCUAUCUUGUUGAUAGUCACUCAUGUCCUCCAGAUUAAUGAAUGACUGUUAUUGUUCAGAGGCAAUUAUAAACUGGUUUUGGCUUUAUACUUUAACAUGUUACAUAAAUAUCUGGCCUUUGAUGUAUAUCACAGUUUGGUUGGUACAAUGUCUGCCUAAUAGAUAGCUGACUUGAAUAUUAACAUUGUUGUAUAUGUUCUAGAAAGUUUUUAUAUUUGUAAAUUUAUUUUUUUUUUUAUUACUGCACUCUCAAUUAUAACAACUUAGUGGAUAUAAUUUAUCAUUUUGUUGUCAUGGUACCGUGCACUUUUAUUUAUUUCUUUUAUAAUUUCUCUGUGAGAACUCGUAUGUAUUUUAACACAGUUGCAUGGUUAAUAUGUUGCUGUGAUUUGUUUCUUACUGUCUGGGAAAUCUGCCAUUAAUUCAUUAGUUUUAACAUUGUUAUAAGUUUGCUGGUUUCAAUGAUAACCCGUGAAUUUGUACAUCAGAAUCACUCGGUGAGAUAUGUUUGUUUUUGAAUUGUACUUUGUAAUAUAAUCAGAAAUGAAUAUUUACAGAAUGGUGCUUAGUGUUACAUUUUUCACUCUGAUACAAAACACGAUUGUUUGAUAUUGAAGCUAAGGGGAAAGAAUCACUCUUAAAAGGAUUAAUGUAUUCCUUUUGUUUCCAUAUUUAAAAGGUUAUAUUUAUCUGCCACUAUAUGUAGUGUUGUUCAUUUUUUGUUGUCCUUAAAAGCAUAAAAUGAUCCUUGGCAAUUUUAGGUGCAGCAUCUAUAGGGUAGUCAAAGUACCAACUUUAUUCCCUUCAGUCUCCUAUAUCAAGGGCACCUGGGUAACUUUUUCACAUGUAAAAUUGCCCUUGCAUCAUCAGUAGUUUAAUUAAAAUGAUAUUCUUACAUAAUCAAAA
This is a messenger RNA of Cherax quadricarinatus, 2308 nucleotides long. Lineage: Eukaryota; Metazoa; Arthropoda; Malacostraca; Decapoda; Parastacidae. The record is from RefSeq and is a predicted model, not a curated record.